Messenger RNA from Colletotrichum chrysophilum, 2004 nucleotides. RefSeq lists its product as uncharacterized. The transcript has 4 exons. The record is from RefSeq and is a predicted model, not a curated record. Bases 1 to 2004 code for a protein of 667 amino acids. Lineage: Eukaryota; Fungi; Ascomycota; Sordariomycetes; Glomerellales; Glomerellaceae.
AUGGCACCUGGCAAACCCGAGCUUGCCACAAGACAGAUGGAUUUAGAAUUCCGGUCUACAACGCAAUGGCUAGCCAUCACGAAUGGUUUGGGUCUUUCUGGCGAAUCAUCAGCGACUACUGCCGCUACCGGUCCACAUGAGGUGGCCAAAACCCAGUGGUACGCGGGCAAGAGGAAAUCCACUACGCAGAAAAUCUACCCAUUUGCCGCGCAUCUAACGACCCUCCUCGUUCGACAACAUGAAGUUGUCGCCGUUGCUCUGUUAGAGACCAACGAUGUUUUGAUGGAUGCAAUGCGGCGGCUGAAGCUCACAGCUCUCAAUCCCGUCACCGAAAAAGGCCUAGAGUUGGCGGAUGUAAGAUCCGGGUUCGUCAUCACACGAAACUUCAGACGUGACGACGUCCAGCUUCAGGCACCACCUUCAGGCCAGACUCUCGGGCAGAUUGAUUGCAAGAUCGUCAAGCUUACAGGACAGGCCUUCCCCGCGGGCACAAGAGCUGCCAAGUAUUACGUUGACAACAUCGAGAUGACGGUCAGACAAAAGAUAGGAGACUCGAGGGGACGGAUGAUGCUGCGCUCAAAAAUAUCUUUUGCUAUGCACGCCGACAAUCUUGUCUGUCUCCUCAGACGCAUGCGGCUGGCCCUCACGCAAUCGGAGCUUCGAAGAGCGUUCGGAGCUUUCAAGACAGAUCCGCCCAAGUCCGACACUUCCAAGUCCGACAAGCCCAAUUCCGACAAGCCCAAGCCCAGGUCCUCCAAUAAGAGAAAUUUCUUCGUGGCUCUCACGGCUGAUUUUCCCGAGAACGCGCGACGUCUAGCCGGCAAACACUUCCCACCCCCAAGAGACGUCAAACCCCUUACACCUCAACAGAUGAAGAACAUGAGGCACAUCAUUGGCUUCCUCAAGGACCGUGGCAAGAUCACGGGCAUAAAGAAUUAUCCGCCGUCUACGAAAGAGUGGUAUGACCUGAACGGAAGACUCGCAUUCCAAGAAAUCUUCGCAGCUCUACUGAAGGGUUUUCCUGACGCCCUGAAGGAGUUGGUCAAGCACAAAAGAGAAUGCCACUCCAAACAAACGGCGUACCUGAAAAAACCCGCAGGUGCCCAACCAGCUGAUGCUACUGUCAUGCAGAAGCAAGUCAUCAACUUCAACUACUGGAUGGCGCUACCGGAAUCGCCCCUUUCGCAGCAUUACGCCGAAGACUCUAACGACAUGGACGAUAGCAAUGAUGCAACUGAAGACAUUGAUGACACCGAGCUAGCAGAACUUGACGAGAUUGCCUGCUCAAGAAAGUAUGAGGUCAAAGAGACGGACAGCGACCAACAGAUUGCCUCAUUGAUCACAUCCAAGUCAGGAUUUCGCCUUCUUGAGACCCAGCCGAAAUAUGACGAUCACGAGAUGGAGCCACUCAAACAACUUCUUCGGAGAGUCAAGCUUCCCUCGGGCAGAUAUCUUUCACCCCAGGAGCAAGAAGAAGUGAUGAAGCAGAUCGCAAGUCUUCGGAAGGAUGCUGGUCAGUCGGAGUUCAAAUUCGACGAGGCUGUCUUCAAUGGCACAUGCCACUGCGAGACAAUUUUGAUAUGUCUGCAAAUUCUGGCGCGUCACAGAACUGAGAUCUCACCGAAUGCAGACAUCCCAGACAAAUCUAUCACGGACUUGUUCCUGAAAACAAUCAGUGUGAUGCCGGUCUCCAAGCACUGCUGCCCCGCAUGCAGCAGCGCGGUUGAGUACUAUGAGGCCAACAUUGGCAAUGUCAUGUAUCUCGGGGGACACAAGAACUGGUCGGCGUGCGCUCUUCCAUCUUGGAUCUUGAAACAUGUUGCCGAGCACAUGUUGGAAAAGGCGCAAAAGACGCUGGGAAUUCGUCUGGAGAACUUGCUUCUGAAGCGUACAUCACCUUCCCCUUCGUCAUCAGGAGUUAAGAGUCCGGAUGUAGAGCUUUCCAUGUAUACUGAAGAAGCGAGUCUCCUCGCCUUCACCGAUACAUACUCGACGUCUCUGUAA